AUGGGCCGACAACUAAGGCCAAGAAGAUCCAAAGCAAACUACGCGGCGGCUUUAGCAGCAUUCGAUUCAGAGGAUGAAAACGACAAUCCGGUUGCAUCUUCGUCCGCCGCCAUUGACACAUUAGAGGAUCCCGACAGCGGCAGCGACUUCAACCCCGAGAAAAACAAAAAUGGAAAGGACAAUAAUGACGAAGAAGAAGAGGACGAAGACGAAGACGAGGAUGCGGAUGCAGAAGGAGUGGACGACAUUACGGAUGAAGAAGUAGAAGAAGAGGCACCUAAACCGACUCGCUCAGCAGAGACGAAGACACCACCCGCUAAGGGAAAACAAAAAGCAAAAGCAGAGUCUGCGUCUGUCGGGCCUCCACCGGCAAAAAGACAAAUGUAUGCGCUUCCGGCACGAAGCGUCCAUCACCGACAUCGGGCUGUACCGCUAUAUUCACGCGAAGGACGCGUCGAACGCCUUACCUCUCGUCCUAGAAUCUUCGGUGCUCCAUCUACAUCCCUUACAAACUGUGUUACGGAGAAUUCCAAGAUAUCUGACCGGGUUAACAAGUCCUGGGGAUACAAUAUUGGCUCUGGGCCGCUGUGGGAUCUUGCCGAGGACAGAGGCUGGUACAAGGAGGCCAUAACCACCGCAGAUGACGCAGACACGGAAGCGAAUCGUAGGCCUAGGGUGUAUUCGAACUUGAAAGUCGUGCAACAUCUCGAAGUUAUCAGUAUACAAGAUGCAGCUCCGUAUCUACCCACAGAUGAUGUGACUACGACAGAGGGAAACCUUCAGCCCCCUCCUGCACUUCCCUGCUACUUCGGUCCUAUUAAGAAGCAAACACUGGAAAUUAUGAACAUGUUUGAAUCUAUCCCAAUGUCAAAAUACUUUUCAGAAAGCAAGGCUCUCGUUUUUAACGCCGGUGCACCCGUUUGGGGAAUGGAUUGGUGUCCGAUUCAUCCUGAAGACCGGGCAGCUCGGUCAUACAAACAAUACCUCGCUGUUGCCCCUUUCCCUUCUCGUUCUCAUUCACCGGAUAUUGGAAAAAGGGUGGCUCGACCUUCAUAUGCCUGUAUUCAAAUAUGGUCAUUAUCCAGUCUUAACCCGUCUAAACCAAAUGACGACGGACAAAUGAAAUGUGAAAUGGUUCUCUGUUUAGAUACCGGACCUGCCUACGACCUAAAGUGGUGCCCACUUCCCUCUCAUGAUCUAAAAAAUGACACGACACAGGGAAAGAAGCUAGGUCUCCUUGGAGGAACAUUUGAAGAUGGUUCAUUUUCGUUAUUUGUCGUGCCUGAGCCGUCAAAUUUUGCAUCGCCGGAGGGCGACGACCAACAUCCAUUGUCAAACCCCCUGCUCCGGAUUGAACUCGAGCAAGCUUGCUGUUGGAGCUUUGAUUGGGCUAAUAGUGAAGUCAUCGCCAUCGGGACGACCAACGGUGCCAUUCUGGUCUACGACAUAGGAUCGGCUCUCAGAUCCUACGGCGACUUCAGUCAACCAACAAUAGUCGAUCUUCUUCCCACCUACUACCUCCUUGUCCAUCAGUCUGCUGUCCGCGCGUUGAGCUGGAUUAGGGCACCACCGUGUUCAUCUUCCGGUACACCUGCCAUCGAUCAAGAUCCCAUUGUUAUCGCCAGUGCUGGCUAUGACGGUAUGGAAUGUCUGACUGAUAUUCGUGAGGGGCGUGGGUCAGUCAUGAACCGUACGAGAGAUGUCAUAAACGCACUCGCAUUUUCACCAUUUGCAGGUGGACCGAUCACUAUGGACCAUGAAAACACAGUUAAAGCCUAUUCCGCCUCGCCCAGUAUGUUGGGACGAGGACAUUCUCUUUUCGAACCGUUGGGCCCCAUUUGGAGUGUGCAUGCCUCGGACUUUCAUCCACAAUUGGCUGUCGGUGCUUCUGACGGAACCCUUUCCACGACCAACAUGCUGAGAUCAACGAGAAGAGGUGGCUCUGUCCCGUUCUUCGUGCAUAAAAUUUUCCAGAUGGAUUACAACCGCAUUACCAAGGAGUAUCGUAUGCUGGACCAUUUCCUCCCUCAGGAAUCAAUUGAUCGUCCGACAGCAACACGGGCCGCGAAAGGCAAAUCUAAAAAGGAUGCAGAAGUGUUCCCUCCCAGCACCGGCGCGUGGCCGAGAGAGGUGGGUGUACAUCGCGUCGUAUGGAACAACGGGAAUGGCCUGGCGUCCUCUGGCAUGAUUGCUGCUGGAACGUCCUCCGGAUUGUGCAGGGUUGACUUGCUGUGGGGUCGGUGGGUCAAGGAUAAGAUCCCGUAUGGUAGUGUUUCUGGCAUUCGGAUGGAGGAUGGCGAUGCGAUGGAAGUGGACUCCGAUGAAGAUGCUUCCGGCGAUGAUUCUGACUAG
Messenger RNA from Psilocybe cubensis, 2352 nucleotides. RefSeq lists its product as uncharacterized. Lineage: Eukaryota; Fungi; Basidiomycota; Agaricomycetes; Agaricales; Agrocybaceae. The transcript has 12 exons. Gene Ontology annotation, cellular component: transcription factor TFIIIC complex. The record is from RefSeq and is a predicted model, not a curated record. Gene Ontology annotation, biological process: transcription by RNA polymerase III. The coding region runs from base 1 to 2352 and encodes 783 amino acids. Gene Ontology annotation, molecular function: protein binding.